Prionailurus viverrinus (fishing cat) is the source of this 1245-nucleotide messenger RNA. It is a transcript of the gene UBE2L3, whose product is annotated as ubiquitin conjugating enzyme E2 L3. The transcript has 4 exons. NCBI's taxonomy places the organism in Eukaryota, Metazoa, Chordata, Mammalia, Carnivora, Felidae. The record is from RefSeq and is a predicted model, not a curated record. The coding region runs from base 55 to 519 and encodes 154 amino acids.
AGUCGCCCGGCCGGCCGCGAUGCAUUCUGGGGAAGUAGCAGCACCAGAUCCAAGAUGGCGGCCAGCAGGAGGCUGAUGAAGGAGCUUGAAGAAAUCCGCAAAUGUGGAAUGAAAAACUUCCGUAACAUCCAGGUUGAUGAAGCUAAUUUAUUGACUUGGCAAGGGCUUAUUGUUCCUGACAACCCUCCAUAUGAUAAGGGGGCCUUCAGAAUCGAAAUCAACUUUCCAGCAGAGUACCCAUUCAAACCACCGAAGAUCACAUUUAAAACAAAGAUCUAUCACCCGAACAUCGAUGAAAAGGGGCAGGUCUGUCUGCCGGUAAUUAGUGCUGAAAACUGGAAGCCAGCAACCAAAACCGACCAAGUAAUCCAGUCCCUCAUAGCACUGGUGAACGACCCCCAGCCCGAGCACCCACUUCGGGCUGACCUAGCUGAAGAAUACUCUAAGGACCGUAAAAAAUUCUGUAAGAACGCUGAAGAGUUUACAAAGAAAUACGGGGAGAAGCGACCUGUGGACUAAACUCUGCCACGACUGAUUCCAGCGAGUGUGAGCGGAGAUCCCGAGCAGCGCAUUCAGACACCCCGCAAAGCAGGACUCUGUGGAAAAUUGACACGUUCCGCCGCCUGGCGUUUGCUUGUGGCAGUUACUAACUUUCUACAGUUUUCUUAAUCAAAAGUGGUCUAGGUAACCUGUAAAGAAAGGAUUAAAAAUUUAAGAUGUUCUAGUUCUGCUUUCUUUGUUUUAAAAAAUCACUGCUUGAAUCUACUUUAAAAGAAUGGUAUUUCUUUUCUUGUCCAAAUUGAUCCAAAAUUUUCAAUUUACAUUUAGCCCUUAAGGUUAAGGAAAAAAAAAGGAAAAAAAAAAAAAAAGGUUGCAGUUCCCUUUCUUCCCCUGCCCCUGCAACUCCCACCUUCUUGCAUUCAGUUUAUCUUUCACUCAUUCAUUUCCCCAGACUCAGGCCCAUCUCCUCCGCAAAGAGAAGAGACCACUCCUGAUGAUUCUGGUGGCUUCUCUACUCCCACGUUGCACUGCCCUGUGUGGGAGUUGGUUCAAAUUCUCCUGGCCCCAAUUUAUAACAUCCUUUAAAAAUAUUUUAAAAACAAGCAAACUACCACUCACCACCCCACCACCUCCCCCUCAUCACCCCCCCAAAAAAAAAAAUUCCGUGAAAAGGGAGGCCCAGUUCUUAUGUAAAAAUCCGGCUGGUGUUACCACAAUAACGUUGAUUAAAUGGGCAAACCCUGA